AAAUAUUUAAUUUAAAGACGUCUCUUGAUUGACAGUAUUACGGAAAAUGUGACAGCUUGUGUCGCGAAUCGAGGGAUACUUUGGGGCAAAAUUUAGACUAGAGGAACGAACGACACGCACAGUUUGUUCUCUUCGAAACGACGAAACUUUGCGUAUUAAGGUUAAUUUAUUUAUUAAUUUGUCACGUAACGCGAGAGAUUGAUUUGUUUUCCCUUAACACGAUUAAAAGUAAGAGAGAGAAAACGGGCGUUGGUAGCAAAGACAUUUUUUGCGAGCGUUCUUUACAUUUUUUUUUAUAAAUCUAUCUCACUCGACAAUGUGCAAACUUUUUGUCUCUUCGAGUUUCUUGACUGACAAUGAUCCAAUAAUAGGUUCUAAGCGCAGCGCGCUCGCUUCUGCGUGGAAUUUUCUUCCGUGCCAACAUCCACUUUUGCCCUUGGCGGGCUCUCUCGCUCUGCCCUAUCGCUUUAAUUAGUCGAAUUCGCCGUAAAGGGGCUUUAACAACCAUUGUUAAAUCCGAUCGUACGCAUGGAAGUAAAGUGCAAGUGGUAACGGUGGCACGCGCUCUCUGUGAUCAAAUCCCGAUUGCCGCAACGUAUUUCAACAGUUCGAACCUUUCGCCUAGAAUCACCUUCUGUUUCCAGCUACAUAAUUCGAUUAGCUCGAUAUUUCGUACGGAUUCGUUGAAAUGAUUUUUCACGUCGAGAUACGCACCCGUUAUAAUCUUAUUUAUAGUCUUAGAACGGGACGAAUAUUGUGCGUACUUGAAAACGGAAUGCGAAUUUUUGUUUAAUCUGUAAAUUUUCACGCGAAAGAAAUCUCACCGAUAGUCAACAUUUGACGAUUAUCGCGUAGAUUUUCCUUAUAAUCGAUGAAAUCUUACAAUCUUAAUCAUCUAAAAGAAAUUGUGUUAUCAAAGUUAUCGAUUCGAGUUAUUUCAUUCUCUAAUAUUGUUAGAAAACAACUUCGAACGUGUAGAAUAUCCACGACAUUUUUCUGGAAAAUUUGUAUUCCCUUUCUUAUCGGGUCGUCAAAAUUGGUCACCUUUUCGGACAUUUUUUUUCGCGCUUUAAACCCGAGAUAAUUAGCCCCAAUCAUUUCCCAUCUUUCUUUUAUUUUUACAUUUCAUUACGUCGCGACACCUUGCCUCCCCCGCCCUCCCCUCACGCGUCUAACGAUGACGAUAAUAGCGUUUCCGCGAUCGACUCUUGCCUUGACAGAGACAGACCGCGUGACGUAUCGCUCGCGGCGAGAGGACGAGAAUACCGAAGACGUCCGUCCUCGUUUCUCGCGCCGCGCAGUCUGUCUUCGUCCGAGAACUGUAUCCGAUAUUCGGAGCGCUCGUGUUGUACGUACGUCAGAGAGACGUCGGAUUUUACAGCAACUUCAAUAAGAAGCCGUCGCAAUACCGUACUUGGAAUACGGUAAAUGCUAAGGUCUCUCGCAUUCAUUGCAAAUACCAGUGUGAUAAUUUUCAUCCCGGAUUCACACGUUGCUAUUUGCACGAAUUUGACGUAACGUUAAAUUUACGUAUUCCAUUUACCGUAAACAUAUGAAUUGCAGUCAUACGCAACGGAGACGAGGGAAAUAUUUAUUCCGCGACAAUCGUCAACAUUGACGAUCGAUAUUUGAAGAGGGAACAAAAUCGAAAGAUGAAUACGCAGUGAUCGAGUCUUCGAUUCCAAGUAAAUAAAUUCUGUCGUAAAAUUAUAUUAAUGCUUAUUGCAACAUUAUCACGGGCACGACUCUUUCGGCAAUACGGCCCUGCGCUCCAAGUAGCAUAGACAUUUGACGUUUCGCGAAGGUCGCGUGUUCCAGCUCUCCCUCUCCCUCCCUCUCUCUCUCUCCCUCUCACACGAUACACACACACACACACACACACACACACGCACACAAUCUGUCCGCGUCUCGCUCUAGUCUUUUUCUACUUAUUCUCCUUGUCUGCUUUCCGCGCAACGCGUACAUACGCACAUACACACCGUGCAUACGUUCCGACAUUUAACGAUCGUUACGCGUUCAAUUGUUCACCGUCGCCGUCGCCGGCGAGAGACUAGGCGACUUUCCGAACGAGAGCCGCGACGAUGUUUUCCGCGGCGCGUUAUCGGCGAACAUGACAUUGAGGAUCGGCCGAGAGAGAAUUGCAACGUAACGCAUCGCGGCGUUAGCCGCCGCUAUCGUAGAUACCGCGACAUCGCGAUGCGCCGCGCCGCGGCGUCGAUCAGCUGGCGUCGCUCCGUCUCUCUCUUUCUCUCCUCCUUGUUGCGCGACACCGACGACGGGCACGCUCGCCCGUGCUCCGUGUCGUAUGCGUAAAACCUGCCGCUAAUAGGAUGUGCAGACGCGCGUUAGACAUUUGCUUCUCGCGUGGAUUGUGUAUAGGAUGUGUCUUGGAAAUUCGUCGGGAGAUUUGCACCUGAGAGGCAAACCAAAUCAGGGUUGCGGGGUGCAGUUCAGACAUGGGAAGUGAGCAUUACUGCCUGAGGUGGAACAAUCAUCAGAGCAACUUGCUGGGUGUGUUCAGUCAACUGCUGGAGUCGGAGUCGCUGGUGGACGUGACACUGGCGUGCACGGAGGGACCGUCGAUACGCGCACACAAAGUAGUCCUCUCCGCGUGCUCCAGCUACUUCCAGGCCCUGUUCCUCGACCAUCCGAACCGUCACCCCAUCGUCAUCCUAAAGGACGUACGUUUCGCCGAGCUACGUACCCUCGUCGACUUCAUGUACAAGGGCGAGGUAAACGUCGAGUACUGCCAGCUAUCGGCCCUCCUCAAGACAGCGGAGAGCCUCAAGGUUAAGGGUCUAGCGGACAUGACGAAUAUCAACGCAGCGGUAGCAUCUAGGGAAGAGCAACAGCAGCAGCAGCAGCAACCGCAACCACAGCAGCAGCAGCAGCAGCAACAGCAACAUACGAGCACCUCCGACACGUCGCGGGAGCAUCAUCGAGAACGAGAUCGAGAGAGCAUAAAGGAGACGAGCGGCAAGGAUAGGGAGCGAGAAUCGAACGUCACCGCCGGAGUAUCGGCCGGUACCAAGGAAUGCGAGCAACAGCAACAAUCGAGCAACAUUGCUCAGAGUACCCCAAGCGAGCCCGCGGAGGCGGUGGACAUGACGGAUUGUUCGCCGUCGCCCGCGGGACCCGGUAGCCCGUGCCCGGGACCGCUGGCCCUCGACCGGCCCAGGAGGGACUCGGAAGACGCGGCUAGCCUCGAGGAGACGAGGGCCGGCUCCCUCAGCCCGAUCUCGGUGCACAGCGGACCAUCCGACAUGAGUCUCAGCAACAACACCGGCGGCGGCACGCCCGGUGGCGUGCUGCCGUUGAAUCUGCCGCAGAGCCGGCUUCCGUCCCCGCACAGUACCGAACCCCUCGCCGGUCCGUCGGGCUUGCCCCCGGUCCAGCAAGUUCCGUUGUCCCUGAAAAAAGAGAUGGACUGGGAAAGGUCGACCGAGGAGCGUAGCGCGAGCAGCGAGAUAUCCGCAGACUAUAGACUCCCACCAGAUCCGGUCUCGCUCGCCCUCGGCCUGGAAGCGGGCGGAUGGGGUGCGCUCGUGGAGCGGACGAGCGGUGGCAGCGGCGGCAGCAUCCUCGGCGGCUUCACCGGCCUAGCUGGACUGGCGCGUCGCUGCGGCGUCUGCCUGGCGACGUUCCCGUCGCCGUGGCUGCUGGAGCGUCACGCGUUGCUGCAACACGCCGGCCAGACCAGCGACGACAAGCCGUUCACGUGCGAGCAGUGCGGCCAGCGUUACCGCUACCGGUCCGCCUACGUGAAGCACCGCGAGCAGAAUCAUCGCGCGCGGCUACCGGCCGACAAGCUGUUUACCUGCGACGUGUGCGGCAUGCAGUUCAGGUAUCUAAAAUCGUUUAAGAAGCACCGUCUCAAUCACGCGCUCGAGCGGCUGCAGCGCGCGCCCGAGUCGCAGAGCACCGUCAUGGUGGUCUCGGCGCAGGCCGAGCGCAGCGAUCAGGUCUCGAGCACCGGCGAGCCGUCCCAAGUGGAGACCGGCAGCGACACGAAUCCAGGCGACGUCGAGGAGAUGCGCGGCGUGUUCUCCGAGAGCGUCCGCGGGGACGAGACGAGCGUCUCGGAGACCGCGAGCGUCCAGGAGAAUCCCGGCGACGCGGUGGAGGUGCAGAUAACGGAGACCCCCGCCGUCAUCAGCGUCGGGACCGGCGGAAGUGGUAGCGCCGGCGGGGGCGGGGGCGGCGGGGGCGGUGGCACCGGUGGCACCAGCAACGAGGUCGGCGACGUCGACGACAAUGCCAUCGAUGACGAUCGGUCGCACGAGCCAAGCGAGGCGAUCAUCAGCCUCGCUCGCGGUGGCACCCGCGAGGCCGAUCGGCGCGAGCGUCGCUUCGCCUGCCCGUUCUGCGGCAAAUGCGUCAGAUCCAAGGAGAACCUCAAGCUACACGUGCGCAAGCACACCGGCGAACGGCCGUUCGUCUGCCUGUUCUGCGGCCGUGCCUUCGGCGGCAAGAGCGACCUGACGAGGCACCUGCGCAUCCACACCGGCGAACGGCCGUAUCACUGCGAGAUGUGCGGCAAAUGCUUCGCCCGGGCCGACUAUCUCUCCAAGCACCUCACCACGCACAUCCAUCAGCGCUAACGCGAUCGCAGCUCGGCUUACUAACCAUCUCGGUGUCCUCGAAGCCGAGCAGCGAGCCAUGUUCCUCUUCCUCUCCCGGGCGACUCUCGAGGGUUAACGUCGUGGAAAAUUACACACGAAAAUAUGAUGCCGCGUUAAAACGAAGAACGUAAGCGAAAUUGAACGACGUUUACCGUCCGCUCAAUUGCGAAGUAUAUCGAGCGACAGGCGGGUAAGAAGUAUAUCUAGUCAAUUUACGCGCUCAACCGUAACUUUUCUCUAAUAAUGGUACUUGAAAGAUAGGAACUCGUGUCGUCUACUUGUCCGACUAACGAGAGCUACUACAAAAUGGUAGCGGCGAUAAUCCUCGGUGACGUUUAACCAACAGAGACGCUUCGAUAACGCACAUUAAAAUUCAAAUCUUGGAGUAUCUGAUUGUCCAUCACUGCAAAAUUAUCCCUCGAGUCUCAGUCCGUUCGCGAAGAAUAAUGGAGCGUCGAAUUAAAGGACUCCUACUGAGAGGAAAUAGAGGCAAACGAGAGAGAAAGAAAUACGGUCCAUCCAUCUUAGCCACCGGCCCAACAAGACGCGUCAAUUACGGAAAGAAUAGAGAUAAUGUGUAAAACAAUCGCGAUUAAGCGCGAUCCCUCAUCGCCUACGAUCCACCAGCGGCACGUCUGACGAUGAUUUCUGGAAUAUACGACAGUGAGACUAACUUGUGAUAAGGGAUAUGAGAAAUCCAAAGGGAGAAAAAGAAAAAAAAAAACCAAAGAACGCAACGACGCGGCGGGCGAAAGCCGACGGUCAAAGGCUUCCUUUUGUUGUCUUUUUCGUCUUCGUGCUCUCCAUCGACAAAGUGAUAUAUUUGUAAUGUAAUAGCUUAACCUCGAUAUACUCGGUGUGUACUCCGAUAUGUAAUAUAAUUCGCGAUGAUAAUGCCGCGUGGGCGAUAACGAUAAUUUUUCUCUACGCGAGCUCCGUGCAAACGCGAACACGUCGACGGACACCUUUUUUUCACUUUUACACGGAUGAUAUUCUAUUCCGUAUAAUUAGCCGAGAGAUUCAACUAAUAAUGAAUUCACUUUUCUCGAGGACUCACGGAUUAAUUUCGAAGGAAUCGGGAAAAGAAAAUAUUGAAUUAAAUUUUUAUUUAGAAUUCUCUAAAUUAAAUUUCUUUAAUUAAAUAUUCUCAGCUCUCUUUCUCGUCGAGAUUAAUUUUCUCGAGUUGUUAAAAGAGUGGGUUGAAACCUUCCAGGACUUCUUAACUCGAGGAACACCCCUUUCACCGCAAAAAAUAUACUUUCGACAAUUGGCGUACACGCGUGCACGGCAUGUUCGUGUCUAUGGAAACCGAGACGAGUUAUUAAAGUCCCGCAAUACCUACUCCAGACAUCUUUGAUUAUGUUGUCAGAAGCAAAGUGAGGCACGCAAACGACUUUUCGUGAUGAACUUUUUAAAAGCUAGGCAGUUUCUGGCCUAUUUUAUUAAUCUACUUUUUGUCGCGAGCAAACAUGAGAAAGGAAUAAAAUAAAAAAGGAAUAAUUCUCGUUCGAAUCAUAUCGCGAUAAAAGAACUGAAGGUUUAAAGUAUCGAUAUGCGAUAUCGGGAGAUGUCCUAAGCUUCGAUAUUAA
Camponotus floridanus (Florida carpenter ant) is the source of this 6211-nucleotide messenger RNA. Its product is annotated as protein bric-a-brac 1. Lineage: Eukaryota; Metazoa; Arthropoda; Insecta; Hymenoptera; Formicidae. Gene Ontology annotation, cellular component: nucleus. Gene Ontology annotation, biological process: regulation of transcription by RNA polymerase II. The record is from RefSeq and is a predicted model, not a curated record. Gene Ontology annotation, molecular function: protein binding. Bases 2457 to 4601 code for a protein of 714 amino acids. The transcript is spliced from 4 exons.